AAGAUGCUUCCAUGAGUUUCUCGAAUCCUUUUUCCCCUUCUCCAAGUCAUUGAGCGCAUAUAAAAGGAGACACUACGCACGCAUUUGUCAUACUUAUCCAGCAAUACAGUGUGAAGUUUAGUCGGUAAGUUUACUCCAUUAGAGCAGUUACCUCUUUCUCUUCGGGAAGCCAGUAAGCAAUCAUUUGACAGUAGAGAUGGCAACUUCACUUGUUCUCAGAAGGGCGGCCACUGCCUCAGCACUCCUCAACAGGCUAGUCAACCCGGUUCGCUCUGCCUCUGUUGCUCCCUCUGUUUUCCGGUCCUUCAACACCAACGCUCAGAUGACAACUUUCGACGAUGACGAUGAUCGCAGCGUUGAUGUUGAUCGCCGCUCCGAUCGCUCCGUCUCUCGCGGGCGUGACUCUUUCCCUGGCUUCUUCUCAGAUGUGCUUGAUCCAUUUUCACCACCAAGGAGCGUGAGCCAACUACUAAAUAUGAUGGACCAAAUGAUGGAUACUCCAUUCACGGCACCGCGUGGUAUGGGUACUGGAGUUGGAUCAAGGAGGGGAUGGGACGUGAGAGAAGAUGAUGAUGCCUUGCAUAUUAGAAUGGACAUGCCUGGGCUUGACAAGGAAAACGUGAAGGUGUCGGUGAAGCAGAACACUCUGAUCAUCAAGGGAGAAGGGGAGAAAGAAUCAGAGGAUGAAGAGUAUAGGAGAAGGUACUCUACCAGACUUGAAAUUCCUCAAAAUCUCUACAAAUUAGAUGAGAUUAAGGCGGAGAUGAAGAAUGGUGUUCUUAAGGUGGCGGUUCCUAAGGUGAAGGAAGAAGAGAGGAAAGAUGUUUUCCAUGUUCAAGUUGCUUGAGCUUUUAAUGCUUAGUUUGUGUUUGAGUCUGGUGUUAUAAACAUUUUGCUUCUUUUCCCCUAGCUUUUGGAUGUAGUAAUUUUCUGUGUGGAAAAGUAAAAGACGACCUGCUAAAAAAGAUACGGUUGUAAGUGCCGCUUUAGAUUAAUUGGAAGUUGAGUAUAAUAAUCUGCUUCUCCUAGCUGCAAAAAGUGUGUGGGGCGUUAUGAGUUUUAUUUUGCUGUACCAACUGCAUUGCAAGAGAAGAUUAUUUAAAAGCAAGCUAUCAUUAUUUGAAGCAAGGGUCAAGAAAAAACUUCUGUAUGAAGAUUGACGAACAAAGUUAAGGAAGUUGGAUAGAAGGGUUGAAGUUGCAGAAAAUCAGUUUAUCUUAGUGGGUAUAUAUAUAUUCAGUUUUAUCUCUAA
Molecule: messenger RNA, 1252 nt
Organism: Nicotiana attenuata
Lineage: Eukaryota; Viridiplantae; Streptophyta; Magnoliopsida; Solanales; Solanaceae
Product: small heat shock protein, chloroplastic-like
Exons: 2
Coding region: 197-847 (216 amino acids)
Source: RefSeq, a predicted model, not a curated record